AAUCCGCCCACGCGCGGGGGCGGGGCGGGGCGCGAGUCUGCGGGCGGUCCUGGGCGGAUCCGCGGCGCGGUCGGUCGGCGCUUGUUCUUCGGUGCGACCGCGAUUGACAAAACUUCACUAAAGAUGUCUAAGCAACAACCAACUCAGUUUAUAAAUCCAGAAACUCCUGGCUAUGUUGGAUUUGCAAAUCUUCCCAAUCAAGUUCAUCGAAAAUCAGUGAAAAAAGGUUUUGAAUUCACGCUAAUGGUGGUUGGUGAAUCGGGUCUCGGAAAAUCAACUCUCAUAAAUAGCCUCUUCCUGACUGACCUCUACCCAGAAAGAGUCAUACCUGGAGCCGCAGAGAAAAUUGAAAGAACUGUCCAAAUUGAGGCAUCAACUGUUGAGAUUGAAGAGCGAGGGGUCAAGCUGCGGCUGACCGUGGUGGACACACCAGGCUACGGGGACGCCAUCAACUGCAGGGAUUGCUUUAAGACAAUCAUCUCCUACAUCGAUGAGCAGUUUGAACGGUACCUGCAUGAUGAGAGCGGUCUGAACAGACGGCACAUCAUCGAUAACAGGGUGCACUGUUGCUUUUACUUUAUUUCCCCCUUCGGACACGGACUUAAGCCCUUGGAUGUUGCGUUUAUGAAGGCGAUACACAACAAGGUGAACAUUGUGCCUGUCAUCGCGAAAGCCGACACGCUCACGCUGAAGGAGCGGGAGCGCCUGAAGAAGAGGAUUCUGGAUGAAAUUGAAGAACAUAACAUCAAAAUCUAUCACUUACCUGAUGCAGAGUCAGAUGAAGAUGAAGAUUUUAAGGAGCAGACUAGACUUCUCAAGGCCAGUAUCCCAUUCUCUGUGGUUGGAUCCAAUCAGCUGAUUGAAGCCAAAGGCAAGAAAGUCAGAGGCCGCCUCUACCCGUGGGGCGUAGUGGAGGUGGAGAACCCAGAGCACAACGACUUCCUGAAACUGAGGACGAUGCUCAUCACUCACAUGCAGGAUCUCCAAGAGGUGACCCAGGACCUUCACUAUGAAAACUUCCGAUCCGAGAGACUCAAAAGAGGCGGCAGAAAAGUGGAAAAUGAGGACAUGAAUAAAGACCAGAUCUUGCUGGAAAAGGAAGCUGAACUCCGCCGUAUGCAGGAGAUGAUUGCCCGGAUGCAGGCGCAGAUGCAGCUGCAGAUGCAGGGUGGGGAUGGCGACAGCGCGGUCCACGGGCACCACGUGUGAGGUAACGACCAGGCCUGGAGAGCAGAAAACACUUUGCAAGAUAACAUUCUGACAAGUAACACAGCUGCGUGUUUUCAAGACUGUUGGAGGGGUGCCUAUCCACAUUUUACAGUACCUGUGCCUGAGAAUUUAAUUUUUUAAAAACUUUUGAUGUGUUAUUUUGUAUGAAGUACUUUAACAUUUAUAUUUCAUUAUGUUAUACUUUACAUUUUGUGAGGUUAACUUUCCAUUUCCAUUUUUUGUCCACCUUAACUGACCACUAAUGUUAGAAUUGAUUCCCAGGGACCAGUCAGCAUGUAUAGUUAAUAGUUGAAUUUGAUUUGGCUGGCCUAACCGACUAAUCAUGAUUUAUUUCUAGAACAUUCAGAUUUCCCAGAAUGUUCCUGAGUAGCAGAGACAUGGACCUAGUGACACAGAAAGAUGAGAGCUGCCCUGGUACAAGGCCAUUUCUCACCAAGUCAUGGCACCUGGUUAGCUGUCUUGCUUUGUUUGAGCACAACACCUAAAACCAGUUCUGCUGCUAUAACUCAAUAUACUGUUGGUCCAUCUGCACAUUUAUCUGUUUACCAAACGAAACAGAAUUACCCAGUGAGAUACAUGUUUAUACUUAAAUAGCUUUUUUAAAAACAGGCUUUUAGGGGUGAAUUUUUUAACAAGUGUUUGGAUUCUUGGGUCUAUGCAGAGAACUCGCCACAAGCCACUUUCUGUAGAGUUUGCCGUGAAAAAUCAAAGUAUACAUGAGCUGCAGUUUUCAUGUUGCAACUAAGAUUCUUACCUACACAAUGAGAGUCAAUAAACUAUUUUUAUUCGACUAAAUUAAAAAAUAACUUUUUAAGGAAAAUUAACAGUUGGUCUGUGCAGAAACCAGCCUUUUUGUAUUUUUAUACUGCACUUUAAUGUGUUUUCUCUAACUGCAGGUAUAGGAGACGUGCCUCAGCAGCGAAAAUAAGGGUCCUCGGGUGGGUAGCCCCGAGGCCUCAGCCCCGUGGGGCCCAAAAUGCCUGCCAGGUUUUCCUGAUUUGGCGUCCCUUUAACUGAUGCUUUCCUGAAUGGUUUUCAGGCAAAUAGCAGUAAUCUUUUUGUGUGUGCAGGCUGUCUAGUCCUUUUUCAGCCACUGUCAUUUCCUUCCAUGUAUCGUGUGAGAAUGAAGACUAUUUCAGGUCUGCACCGUGGGCUGGCUGACGGGUGCCGCCAUUUGAAGCCGCAUCUGGUUGGUUUCCUAUGCCCUGUGGCCUUGGCCCUUCCCUGUCCUUGUAGCUGGUCUCCUUGUCGUGCACUCAAAGGGGCGCUGAUGCUCUUGGGGUUGGCUUUUAUCCAGCAUUGCUGCUGACGUGGGGAAAUUGGUCUCCAAAAAGUGACAGAUGAAAGAAGAUCUGGAGGGAGCAGGUGCUGGUUCAGUUUUCUCAUUUUGCUAGAACAAGAGGGGUUAAAAUGGAGAAAAUGCUUAUUACUCCAAGGACGAGGAGGGGGUUUUGUAUUCAACAGACAGAAAAGAAAAUGAGAUGGUUGAAAUAUAUUAGUUACAAAGGUGUACUACAGAAAAUCACUGGGUGUUCUCCUGACUUUGCCCUUUCACUGUUGGGUAAUUGCAAAUGGUCAAGAGCUAUAGGUUUAGGCACAUUGUGCAGUUUUUACCAAGAAAAAGUGUUCCAUGACCUUAGGGCCCCUCCAUGCAAGGCUAGUUAUUUGAGUUAUUAUGUCAUUUAUUAACUAUGCUAGUAAAAGCUGUUUUUAAAAAGGGGUGGGGUGUGGCAGCACUUGAAAAGUAGUAGGUGUAAGCUCUAUAUAGUAAAACUACUACUUAGUGCUAGCUGCCACCUAAUGGUUAUGGGGGUGUGGGUGGACCUACACUGUAAGACUUUUAAAUUCCCUUUUGUUUUGCUGCCCAAAUCUAAAUACUUUUGCUAAUAGAUAAUUGCCCUUUUACUAAGAUAUACGCUUUACCUAUAAAAAUGUAUUUUGAAAACUUAUUUUACACAGCAAUUUUGUAUCCAUUGAAACUAACCUUUUACCAAUAAAGCACUAUUGUUUAGAUAUUAA
This is a messenger RNA of Delphinapterus leucas (beluga whale), 3249 nucleotides long. The record is from RefSeq and is a predicted model, not a curated record. Lineage: Eukaryota; Metazoa; Chordata; Mammalia; Artiodactyla; Monodontidae.